This is a messenger RNA of Torulaspora delbrueckii, 534 nucleotides long. Its product is annotated as RidA family protein. The coding region runs from base 1 to 534 and encodes 177 amino acids. Gene Ontology annotation, cellular component: mitochondrion; cytosol. NCBI's taxonomy places the organism in Eukaryota, Fungi, Ascomycota, Saccharomycetes, Saccharomycetales, Saccharomycetaceae. Gene Ontology annotation, molecular function: deaminase activity. The record is from RefSeq and is a predicted model, not a curated record. The transcript has a single exon.
AUGACAACCUCUUACAUACUACACACACUUGAGAAAUUAGAUGAAAUAUUCAAUAAGACUCCUAAUAGGAGACACAACCAAGAGAUGUUCUUGAGAAACAACCUACUUAGAUCCCCAAUUGCUAGAAAAAUGGCUACCCUAACCCCAGUCGCUACCAAGAAUGCCCCACCAGCUGCCGCUUCUUACUCCCAAGCCAUGAAGGCCAACAAUUUGAUCUUUGUCUCUGGUCAAAUCCCCUACACUCCAGAAAACAAGCCAGUGGAAGGUUCGAUUGCCGACAAAGCUGAGCAAGUCUUCAAAAACGUUAGAAACAUCCUUGAAGCCAGUGAUUCUUCCUUUGAAAGAGUCAUCAAGGUCAAUGUGUUCCUUGCAGACAUCAACAACUUUGCCGAAUUCAACAAAGUUUACGCCAAGUACUUCAGCACUCACAAGCCAGCUAGAUCCUGUGUUGCAGUUGCAGCCUUGCCAUUGAACGUUGAUUUGGAGAUGGAAGUCAUCGCUACCGAGAACGAGAAGUCCGCUUCUCAUCUAUAG